AUGUCUUGGUUCCUCUGGGCAGCGACAGGCGGCAGCCCGACUGGAUUUGUACUCUUCUCGUUCAUCGCGCAUGGCCGAUCGUGGCACACCGCGUUCCGCAUCAUGUUUUUCAUCUGCUUGACCUUUUGGGUGGUCAUGGUCGUCGCGCUCUAUAGCCUUGGAGAAACAAGACAUAGUGUAAUACUCUUGCGGAGAGCACGAGCCCUACGGCAGCAAACAGGCGACGAUGAGAUUGAGGUGCCGGACGAAAUGAAGCAACGAGGACCGAAGCAGCUGUUCACUACAGCACUCGCCCGCCCAUUCAGAUUCUUGGGCUCUGAAGCUAUCGUGCAGUUUGGUGCACUCUACAACGGGUUUCUAUACGGCUUGAGCUUCCUCUUUAACGGAGCCUUUCACAUGAUCUUUGGCCCGAACGGAUACGGUCUUGAUACUAUCGGUGUCGGUAUCUCAUUCCUGGGAAUUGUUGUCGGUAUCACACUUGGCCUAGCGACGAACGUCUUUCAAGAACGAUACUACCAAAAACAAGUUGCUCAGGCCGGCCACCGCGACGUCCCCGAGGCGCGAGUGCAUCAUGCGAAGCUGGCAGCUAUUGUGCUACCAGUGUCUCUUAUGGCUUUCGCACUUACCGCAACGCCAAACAUACACCCCUUCUUCGCAGUUCUCGCCAGCGCGUUCUGGGGAUGGUCAUUCUACACUCUCAUUCUCAUGACGCUCACGUACACCGAAGACGCCUACAAAACGUACUCAGCAUCAGCUCUUGCCGGAAUUGGACUCAUUCGGAAUCUCGCUGGUGCUGGAUUCCCACUCGUCGGAAGACACCUGUUCUUGAACGUAGGCACCAGGAACGCGAGUCUGUGUGCCCGGUCAAGCAUAAAAGUCUUCGCAACUCUAUACCUGGGCAAGCACGUGGAAUGGAUUCCUGUAUCCGACGAACUCCACAUCAUAAUCGAAUCAGAGAGCCCUGUCCUACUCGCGUUCAAUCUUUCCAUCAGCCACUGA
Alternaria hordeiaustralica is the source of this 999-nucleotide messenger RNA. RefSeq lists its product as uncharacterized. The transcript has 3 exons. Gene Ontology annotation, biological process: transmembrane transport. The record is from RefSeq and is a predicted model, not a curated record. Gene Ontology annotation, molecular function: transmembrane transporter activity. Bases 1 to 999 code for a protein of 332 amino acids. Lineage: Eukaryota; Fungi; Ascomycota; Dothideomycetes; Pleosporales; Pleosporaceae.